AUGGGUGAUUUUGAUAUCGAUAUCAAAAAAAUUGCAAACUCGCCGGCUCCCGGCAUCAGCUACUUUACACCACAUCAGAAUCCUCCAGCAGGCCAGGCGGCAAAUCCUCAGAGCAAUGGCUCUGCCCCGCCAAAACUCUUCCAGCCGCUAAAGAUAAGAGGGCUGACUCUCCAUAACCGCGUCGGGCUUGCACCUCUCUGCCAGUAUUCAUCGCGGGAUGGCCAUCUUACUGACUGGCACGUGGCUCACCUUGGCAGCAUUGCAAUCCAUGGAGCUGGAUUUGUGAUGGUAGAGGCUACGUCUGUCCUCCCAGAAGGACGGAUCACCCCUGAAGACUCAGGACUUUGGAAGGAUUCUCAGAUCGAGCCUCUAAGGCGGGUCGUCGAGUUUGUUCAUAGCCAGAGCCAGGUUAUCGGCAUCCAACUGGGCCAUGCCGGUCGCAAAGCCAGCUCGUUUGCUCCCUGGCUGACGUCCGGUGACCUUGCCGAUGAGAGCGCGGGUGGCUGGCCGGAUAAUAUCAAGGGGCCAAGUGAUAUCCCGUGGGGCCCGCGACUGGGCAAUCCGAAAGCCAUGACGAAGGCGGAUAUUGAAGAAUUCAAGGAGGCCUUUGGUGCAUCAGUGCGCCGUGCAGUUACUGCGGGUGUCGACUUUAUUGAAAUACAUAAUGCCCAUGGAUACCUUCUGUCGUCGUUUUUGUCUCCAACCUCGAACAAUCGAACUGACGAGUACGGCGGUUCGUUCGAGAACCGAAUGCGCCUCACCAGCGAAAUCGUCGACAUUUCUCGCAAGAACAUGCCCGAAGACAUGCCUUUAUUCCUUCGUGUUUCAUCUACUGAAUGGCUGGAAGAGUCCCGUCCUGACCUAGCUAGCUGGACGGUAGAGGACACAGUUCGCUUUGCCGAGGUACUGGCUGAAGGCGGCAAGGUUGACUUCAUCGACAUCAGCUCGGGAGGUAACCACCCAGACCAAAAAGUGAGAGGCGCGCUACCUGGCGUACCUUACCACGCUCCCAUGGCAAAGGCCGUCAAAAUGGCCGUCGGCGAUCGUAUGCUUGUUGGUGUUGUCGGAAACAUCACCACUGGGACAACUGCCAACCGGCUGUUAGAGGAGGAUGGUCUGGAUUACGCUCUGGUUGGCCGCUGGUUCCAAAGGCAUCCUUCACUUGUUUGGUCUUUUGCCGACGAGCUGGGGGUUGACCAUAAAGUUGCCAACCAAAUGUCAUGGCCCUUUGGAGGAAGGGGCUCUACCACUUAUUUGAAGGCCGCACAAAAGAACUAG
Messenger RNA from Nannizzia gypsea CBS 118893, 1278 nucleotides. Its product is annotated as NADPH dehydrogenase. Bases 1 to 1278 code for a protein of 425 amino acids. Gene Ontology annotation, cellular component: intracellular anatomical structure. The transcript has 2 exons. Gene Ontology annotation, molecular function: NADP binding; NADPH dehydrogenase activity; FMN binding. The record is from RefSeq and is a predicted model, not a curated record. Lineage: Eukaryota; Fungi; Ascomycota; Eurotiomycetes; Onygenales; Arthrodermataceae.